GGAGGAGCCAUGCCCCGGCACUGCUCGGCCGCGGGCUGCUGCACCCGCGACACGCGCGAGACCCGGACCCGCGGGAUCUCUUUCCACAGGCUGCCCAAGAAGGACAACCCCCGGCGUGGACUCUGGUUGGCCAACUGCAGGCGGCUGGACCCCAGCGGGCAGGGUCUCUGGGACCCCGCGUCCGAGUACAUCUACUUCUGCUCCAAGCACUUUGAGGAGAACUGCUUCGAGCUGGUGGGGAUCAGCGGCUAUCAUAGGCUGAAGGAAGGGGCCGUCCCCACCAUAUUCGAGUCCUUCUCCAAGCUGCGGCGGGCCUCCAAAACCAAGUCCCAGGGCUUCCACCCAGGCUCCCCCGAUCUCGCCCGACUCAGGAGACGCAGACGCCGCUGUUCUGCGGGCCUGCCACCCCCUCCUCCUGUAAACAGCACCCUGGUGAACGGGCCACCUCCUGGCGAUGUCCCCUGCUUCCCCGGGGAAGAGCUGCCUGACCCCGAAGGCCCGGCUCCCCCGGAGAGCCUGCCAGCCCUGCCACCCUCGCCGGCUCCCAGCGGCCUCGUGAGCCCCUUCUCCGACCUCCUGGAACCCCUGGCCCCCCAUGGGGACGAAGCGAGCUGCGCAACACCCCCCUCCCUGGAGCGGGAGCCCUCGCCCUCUGCGGCCCGGCCCGUGUCCCCCUCAGCCUACAUGCUGCGGCUGCCCCCGCCGGCCGGGGCCUACAUCCAGAACGAGCACAGCUACCAGGUGGGCAGCGCGCUGCUGUGGAAGCGGCGGGCCGAGGCGGCCCUGGAUGCCCUGGACAAAGCCCAGCGCCAGCUCCAGGCCUGCAAGCGCCGAGAGCAGCGUCUGCGCCUGCGGAUCGCACGGCUGCAGCAGGAGCGAGUGCGAGAGAAGCGGGCCCAGGCGGACGCCCGGCAGGCUCCCAAGGAGCACCCACAAGGCUUUGAAAUGCAGUGAAGCAGUGCUUGGGGUGCCGGCCGUGCCACCCCAGACCUCUGGCUUGCUCUGUGGGGGAUGGACCAAAACAGUAUUUCUGGCACUUUUUGAGAUCUGAAUUCCUUCUGCUCCCUCCCUGCAUGCAGUCAUGUGGCCAGGCUGAGCACCCCAUGAGUGUCGGCCCCUUGCCGAAGGGGCACCAACGGGUCUUGUCUCACUCGUGUCUGUUCCAAACCACUGUGUGAUGGUCAGGGGGAACACUGCAGCCCACCUAAGAACAGCGGCCCCCAGGGGUGCACUCAGCACCCAGAGGAAGUGACCGGUUGGGCCUCUCCAAGGACUCUGGACCUCAACACACACCACAGUGGUCAUUCCCACCCCCUCCCCAGCCAGAGGCAGACAAGCAGAUUGACCAGUCAGAGUCCUUUAUUUCUGCCCAGAGCAGUCACUAAGAACAGUCUGGGAUGUCGGAAACCUCAACAAUAGGCAGCCCAGUGGGCCACCAAGGCCUGCAUUUGCUGAUUUGGGCCUUUCCCCUGGUACCUUCCCCUCUGGGUAAGCUUCAAAAGCACCCCAACAUGGGCUGCAAGGCCCAAACGAAUAAGGAAGGACAAAUAAAACACUCGAGUGUCCCCUGCUGGGGCUGGGCCCAGGCCUGGCAAGACCUCAUCUGCCCAAUAGGCUCAACUAGGUAGAGGUGACAAAGGACGCUGCUAGAAGCCAGAAGGUCAGGGGUCAGAGGAAGGGUCCCACUAGGGCGUGGCCUGGACACUGUCCCUCCCUUGGGCCAUGGUCCCUCAGCUCCCACGGCUAGGCCUGUAGACACCCAGGCAGGGCCCAGGGCCCAGCCGCUCCUGCCACCCCUCCAAGCGGUAACAGACUGGGGGUCCCCGGGCUCAGCCCAGACCUCAGUCUUUGGACAUCAGGACAAGGAAGAGCAGUGGCAUGCCCCAACCCCCAGCCUAAAAGGGUAAGAAGGGGCAGAGGCCUAGAAAUAAAAUAAAAUAAAGCUGAUCCAAGAUAAAGAA
Gracilinanus agilis (Agile Gracile Mouse Opossum) is the source of this 1961-nucleotide messenger RNA. It is a transcript of the gene THAP7, whose product is annotated as THAP domain containing 7. Lineage: Eukaryota; Metazoa; Chordata; Mammalia; Didelphimorphia; Didelphidae. Bases 10 to 954 code for a protein of 314 amino acids. The transcript has 5 exons. Gene Ontology annotation, cellular component: nucleus. Gene Ontology annotation, biological process: regulation of DNA-templated transcription. The record is from RefSeq and is a predicted model, not a curated record.